AUGUCGCUCAAGAAAGCUGUGGAUAAUUUAUUUUGUAGACUUGGAUUGAGUAUUGGAAAACUGAGGGGGCAAGGUUAUGAUGGUGCUAGCAAUAUGCAAGGUAAGAUAAAUGGUCUCAAAGCACUCAUACUAAAAGAGAAUUCUUAUGCAUAUUAUGUUCAUUGUUUUGCACACCAAUUACAAUUAGCUAUUGUAGUUGUGGCGAUGAAAGAUGAUCUUAUUGGAUAUCUCUUUCAGUUAGUCUCUAAAGUUGGGACCGUUGUUGGAGCAUCAUGCAAGCGACGAGACAUUCUUAGAGAAAAUAAAGUGGAAAGAGUUGUUAAAGCGCUUAAUCUUGGAGAGAUUGAAAGUGGGCGAGGGUUGAACCAAGAAACUAGUCUCAAGCGGCCUGGGGAUACACGUUGGAGCUCUCAUUAUAGUUCUUUGGUUAGGUUAAUGGGUAUGUUUGCGUCGGCGAUUGGUGUGCUUGAAAUAGUCGAGGAAGAUGAUACAUACUUAGAACAAAGAUUAGAAGCAACUUCUUUGUUGGAGUCAAUGCAAUCCUUUGAAUUUAUCUUAUAUCUUCAUAUGAUGAGAACAAUAUUGGGAAUUACAAAUGACUUAUCGCAAGCACUCCACAGGGAAGAUCAAGAUAUUGUUAAUGCUAUAGCUUUACUUCAAUUGUCGAAAGGACGGCUCCAAACAAUGAGGAUAUUCAACUCCGUUAUUGAUAUGCAAGCUAUUGAACUUGAUGCUCAUUUCCCUGAAUCGACUACGGAGUUACUUCUAUGUAUGGCAUGUCUGAAUCCAUCUAACUUGUUCUCUUCUUUUGACAAGAAAAAAUUUAUCCAUAUGGCUGAAUUGUAUCCGCAAGAUUUUUCCUCUAUGGACCUCAUGAUACUUGAUGAUCAACUUGAUAAUUACAUUGAUGAUAUGCGCACUACCAUUGAGUUUUCAAGCUUGCAUGGAAUUAGUGAUCUUGCAUAG
Rhododendron vialii is the source of this 966-nucleotide messenger RNA. RefSeq lists its product as uncharacterized. NCBI's taxonomy places the organism in Eukaryota, Viridiplantae, Streptophyta, Magnoliopsida, Ericales, Ericaceae. Bases 1 to 966 code for a protein of 321 amino acids. The transcript has 2 exons. The record is from RefSeq and is a predicted model, not a curated record.